AGAUAAAUCGAUACCAUAUCAAAAUCACACAAAAUAAUAUAGAAGAUGUCCGAACAACAACAAAAGCAAAUUGUCACUCCAUCUCAAAACUUAUUGAAUGAAAAGUGGGAUGUUGUCUUAUCUAACGCUUUGAUCAAGACUGGAUUAGGUUUUGGUGGAGGUGUAUUGGCAUCUAUCUUGUUAUUCAAGAGAAGAUCUUUCCCAGUAUGGUUAGGUAUCGGAUUUGGAUUGGGUAGAGGAUACUCCGAAGGUGAUGCUAUCUUCAGAUCUGCUCAUGGUUUGAGAACUGUCAAGGCUUAAUUGGGGGAUAGUAAAUAUAAACAUACUCUCGUUGUUUGGAGAGAGAAAAGGGGUGAAUAAUGGCAAGUUUACUUGUGGAUUUGCUGUUUUAAUGUCUGAUGUAUUUGAUAGAAAGAAGUCACUCCCGUACAUAUAUUAAUUUAUUAGACGUGUCUUUGUUAUGAAUUCUCCACCAAAGGGUGAUACCAUUUUAUUUGUAGGAAUAUUACCCAUUACCCAUCUCACAUCCGCAUUGGUUGUUACUUUUCACACACAUAUCAGCACCAUUAAUUUGAACACUGGCAUUGUCUUUAUAUAUUAAAAAUUCAUUUCUAUUCACUUUUACUUAUAUACAAAUAAAAUUUUAGUAUCAAUUAUAUUUCCAACAUGGGCUCUUAUUAAGCGAAUGCUAGUUAUAUCAGUAUGUCUAGUGGCAUUGGAAGUUUUCUGAAAACACUUGCUGUCUUCUGUUGUCUGGUCAAACUAAAGUUCCUUCAUAUAUUUUUUUCUUGCAACCACAAUUCAACCUCUUUCUAAUUAUUCCUUACAGCCAUGAUUGAACAACUGGAAGAGGCGAUCUACCAUAUCUUUGAUGACAAUAUUGACAUAUAUGAGUUCAUGGGAAUAACUCGUACUGCAACCUCGGCAGAAAUACGAAAAGCUUAUCGUCAACAUGCAUUACUUUACCAUCCAGAUAAACAACGAGGUGAUGAAACCAAAUUCACAAUCUUAUUAAAAUGCUAUGAAAUCUUAACUAAUGAGACCUUGCGGAAGAAAUAUGAUCAGUUGAGUGCCGCUAAACAACAGCGAGAGAUUGAUCGUGAAAAGUUGGCUGAUUUGACUAGACAAUUUCAAGAUGAGCUAUUGGCAAGUGAGGAAAAAGUACGUACCAAUAAGAAAAGAAAAUGGGGACAUAGUAUUGAACAAUUGAAAGAAGAUGGAUUGAUGAGAAGGCGGCUUAUGG
Molecule: messenger RNA, 1243 nt
Organism: Spathaspora passalidarum NRRL Y-27907
Lineage: Eukaryota; Fungi; Ascomycota; Pichiomycetes; Serinales; Debaryomycetaceae
Exons: 2
Coding region: 46-300 (84 amino acids)
Cellular component (GO): MICOS complex; mitochondrial inner membrane; mitochondrion
Source: RefSeq, a predicted model, not a curated record